AUGAAGCGCUGUGCGUUCCUAGUUCCAUUCGUUCCGGUUGCUCUUGGGUUCCCUGCAACAGCAUCCGCAUCCGCAUCAUCUACUGGCAUUAUUCCUACGGUGACAGCCUCUCAAAUUCCAGUCUCUGUGCCUUCUACCACAAACUCCCCCACACCGGCUUCCGCGUCUUUCACCGGAAAUGGUGGCACUACUUGCACUGUGACCGACUACGCUUCCAUCUCCUCGGCCGUUGCAUCCUGCUCCAACAUUCUCCUUUCCGAUAUCUCAGCUCCUCCAUCGAGCACCAUCGACCUGCAGGACCUGCAGACCGGCGCCGCAGUCAUCUUCGACGGUACCACAACCUUCGGCGAAACCGCAGAUAGCGACUUCGACCCCAUCGUCAUCUCCGGCACGGGAGUGACCAUCACCGGUACAAAGGGGCAUGUAAUCGACGGCAACGGACAGGCCUACUGGGACGGCCAGGGCUCAAACGGUGGCUCAGACAAACCGAACCACUUCAUCGUCCUGAAACACCUCACCAACUCCGUCAUCUCAAACCUCGUAAUCCAGAACUGGCCCGUGCACUGUUUCGACAUCGAGAACACUGAGUCCCUCACCAUCACAGGCCUGACACUCAACAACACAGCCGGUGACGAGCCCAACGACUCCAGUGACGGCGAUGCCGCCGCGCACAACUCCGACGGAUUCGACAUCAAGUCCUCGACGGGCCUGCUGCUGCAGAACACAAAUGUAUACAACCAAGAUGACUGCGUCGCUGUUACGUCAGGGACAAACAUCACUGUCGACGGGAUGUACUGCUCGGGUGGACACGGGCUGAGCAUUGGAUCCAUCGGCGGGAAGAGCGAUAAUACCGUGAACGGGGUUGUGUUUUCGAACUCGCAGGUCGUGGACUCGCAGAAUGGGUGCAGGAUUAAGACGAAUGAGGGGGAGAAGGGGGAUGUGGAGAAUAUUCGGUAUGAGAAUAUUCAGUUGAAGGGGAUUAGUGAUUAUGGGAUUGUGGUGCAGCAGGAUUAUUUGAAUGGUGGGCCGACUGGGGAUCCGAGUAAUGGGGUUACUAUUAAGAAUGUCGAGUUUGUGGAUGUGAAGGGCUCGAUGAGUGAUGGGAAGGAUUAUUAUAUUCUUUGUGGGAAUGGGAGCUGUUCGAACUUUUCGUUUGAUGGGGUGAGUAUUACUGGGGGAAGCGGGGAUAGUUGUAACUAUCCUGACUCUGGGUGUCCUUGA
Aspergillus puulaauensis is the source of this 1221-nucleotide messenger RNA. RefSeq names its product glycoside hydrolase family 28 protein. The transcript is spliced from 3 exons. Gene Ontology annotation, cellular component: extracellular region. Gene Ontology annotation, biological process: pectin catabolic process. The record is from RefSeq and is a predicted model, not a curated record. NCBI's taxonomy places the organism in Eukaryota, Fungi, Ascomycota, Eurotiomycetes, Eurotiales, Aspergillaceae. Bases 1 to 1221 code for a protein of 406 amino acids. Gene Ontology annotation, molecular function: polygalacturonase activity.